This is a messenger RNA of Styela clava, 4941 nucleotides long. Its product is annotated as protein MCM10 homolog. The record is from RefSeq and is a predicted model, not a curated record. Gene Ontology annotation, molecular function: single-stranded DNA binding; DNA replication origin binding. Gene Ontology annotation, biological process: DNA replication; DNA replication initiation. Gene Ontology annotation, cellular component: nucleus; nuclear replication fork. Lineage: Eukaryota; Metazoa; Chordata; Ascidiacea; Stolidobranchia; Styelidae.
GAAAAUUGGAAAAAAAUUAUCGCCUAACCCUAACCUGUUACCCAUGUUACGUUCCGAUGUCCGCCAUCUUGGUUCGCAUACUUCGGGAGCACCAGUAUUUGUUUAUGAAGCCCAUUCGUCUUUAGGGUUAUGAAUACUGACACUCAUUUUUUAAAGUAUUUUGUUUAUGGGAUGAUUCAUGUUUAUCAAUGCAUUCACCAAUUAUUUGGUUUAAUUUUAAAUUCCGACAUUAUCAAGCAAAAAUAGAAAUUGUGUUAUUCCAGGGUAAAUAAAGGUGGAUGUAUGCCUUAAAAAUAAGAUUUUCAAGCACUGUUAGUUUUAUACAAUUCUACCUCUAAUUCAAUAAUUAUAAUUCCUAAUUUUACACAGAUUAAUUAGCUAAUUAAUGAAAUCAUGGAAGACAUUGAUGAUGACGUUGGAGAUUUACUUGCUCUUAUGGAUGAAGAUGAAGAAGCUGAGACCAGCACUCUUGAGGAUGAAUAUUUCGAACUGGAAAAGAAAAUGAAAGAAAUCAAGGAAAAGAUGAAACAAAAGAAAGGAAAUUCACCUGGACGCAAGAAAAAUGAGAAUUGUUCACCUGAGGAAACCACCGAAACUAGCCAAAAAUCAUCUCCAGAUAAUAAAGAAAAUGUUACAGAUUCAAAAAGUCUGCCAAAAUCAUCGUUCCUGGCUGCAUUUGCGGACGCACCAUUUGCAAAUACAGCCAGUGUUACAAAUACAGCCAGUGCAUCUCUGAAUUCUAAUAUUUCGAGAAAACUUGAUUCUGAAAAAACUAAAAAUGUUACGUCAUCUUUUUACGGUUCCAGCUCGAAACGUCAGGUUGAGAAUAACCAGUUUGAGACUGAUUUACCCCCUCAGAAAAAAAGACGAGUCGCAAAUACCACUCAAGCACCUGGCCCAAUGGGCCACCCCUUCACCGAAAGCUUGAGGGGUAGUGUAUCAAGCCCCAGAACACCGAUGGGGCCCUUGGGUAACCUUUUGGGCCCACAAUUUGGUGCCAAAUCGACUCCUCCCCAGAAACAAAAACCUGCAGCUGCAAAAGAACCAGUUGUUGUUGAAAUUGAACGAUUUUCUCGAAUUCGAUUGAAAAAAUGUUUUGUUCCUGGUGUAGAAAUGCAACAACGCAUGACGGGAAAACGUUAUUUAAAAUUGAGCCUUAUCCGUUCAACCAUGAAGUUAUCCGAGGAAACUGAUUGGGUAACGAUUGGAGUUGUUGCUAAGCAACUUGAGCGGCAGACCGCGAAAAAUGGAAAACCAUUCAGUAUCUGGAAUUUAACAGAUUUGGAUGACUGCACAAAAACGGUUUCAUUUUUUCUUUUCGGUGCCGUACACGAAAAAUUAACGAAACAAAUGGCUGUAGGGAGUGUGAUUGGACUUCUGAACCCAACGAUUAUGCCCCCUAAGAAAGACGACCCCAAAAAUUCGUUUGACGAUACGCCUGCUUUGACUGUGGAUGUUGCAGAUCGGACAAUGCAUAUUGGUUUAGCGUCUGACUUGGGAUGGUGCAUGGCAACAAAAUGGAGAAAUAAACAACCCGCUGGAAAAUGUUUAGCGUUCAUUAACAAACAAGUAUCAGACGUCUGUGUUUUUCACAUGAAGAGCAAAUAUAAGAAAUCAAGCGCACGACGUAGUGAAUUGCAAGGCUCCGUUGCUGCCCCCGUAGCGAAAAAAUUUAAAGAUAGCAUGUGGAAUAAAGUAAAAAAUGAUCAGUUUUUUUACGGAGGGAAAGUGUACAGCGCUACCCCGAAUUCCGUUGCAAACUCUACAAAACCGAAAGAACCAAAAGUCAAAUUGACAAAAUUUUUGUCGAAUCAUGCUGACCUUGCAGCUGAAGGAAAGAGAGAAUUAAUGGAGAGGUCAAAGGUUAUGAAAGCACUCAGUGGAAUCGAGGAAGAUCACUCAGUCUCGGGAUGCUCACCAGCAUUUGCGGAGAUGCUAACAUCAGGUGACAUGGCGGCCGGAUCUCGACAAUAUUUGAAUCAUUUGAACAAUUUAAAGAAAGAAGAGGAAUUCAAGAAAAAGGCAGCGGAAUCGAAACCCCAAACUGCAGCCGAAUUCCUUAAAGAACGAGGAAAUCUCAUUAAAUCAAAGUCAAAGACAACUUCAAACGUUACAACACAGCCGGUGAAAAAAACAGGAUCACUGUUAUCACAGCUUAAAAGCAACGCAGCGAAUUCCAGAACAAAAAUAACUGGCAACAAUAGUUUUGUCUCUCCAGCGGAUAUCAAAAAAAUGACAGCUGAUAUGGUGCGCAUGAAAAAAUUGGAGUUAGCGAAAAUUUCCUCCCCAAAAUUGGGGGCAAAUGGCCCCAAAUUAGGCGAUGGGUCUUGUAAUGGUGAAAUUGAUCUUUUUGGGGAGUGGGGAAGCCCCAAAAAUUCGAGUUCAUCAAAAAAUAAUGCCAGUUUAGCAAAGAAAAAAGCGAUAGCAAAAUUACGGAAUGAUACUGGGAAUGUGGUGAUACAAAAAUCUGACCCAAAUAAAGGAGUUUUAAAGCAAGUUAAAAAUGUUCAAAACAGUGACAAUAUGAAAAAUAAAAUUUUGCAAAAAGUGGAAUUGAAUCUGGGUGAAAAAAAGGAAAAUCAGCCUCAAAAAUUGUCCCCAAAACACUCAAAAUUUGGAAAUUUGAGUAAAGAAGAAUUUAAUAAAAUUUUGAACAGCAAAUCGUCGUUUUCUCGUGAAAUUGAGAACUCUCAGCUUGAAGAGGAGGAAAAAUAUUUUACCCCCCUUAUACGGAAAGAAAUGAUGGAAAAAAAGAUGUCUGAAACGUACGAGAUUUCGUCCAAAGUCGUGACGUGUGUUGAAUGUUCGUAUACGUUCUGGGGGCCACACGAGAGGUGUAAAGAGCUGAAACAUCAUUUAAACUGGAAAAACGCGAAAAAGAAAUUCUUCGAGUGCUCGAAUUGUCGACAUAGGGCAAUUACAUGGGAGAUGUACCCCUCAAAAUCCUGUGCAGAAUGUGGGAGUGAAAAAAAUUGGCGAAAGUCGAGUAUGUUGAAGGAAAGAGAUGUGAAAAUAUUAGAUUCGGAGGUUUUAUUGAUCCGUGGUUUGGAGCACGGAAGGUUUUUGAACUCUCUUGCAUGAUGACAUGUGUUGGUACUCCAGAAGUAUGUGCGCCAAAAUGGCAGACACCGAAACGUCGUAUGUGUACCGGGUUAAGGUUAGGCCAUAAUUUUAGAUACAAAUACUACGAGAGUCACUUGGCUAGUCACCGAACUCGUAAUAGAACUAAAAAAGGAAAAAUUAAAAUUAUAAUAUAACCUUAACCUGGUACACAUACUACAUCCCCGAUGUUUGCCAUCUUGGUGCACAUACUUUUGGAGCGCCCAUGUGUUUACAUUAUAAUUAAACACACAACGAUGGCUUAAUGUUUAGGAGUGCAAACGAGGUAUUGAAUCUUCAUGCCAACAACUUCACUCUAAAUUUGGCAAUGCUGAAAAUUCCAUUUAAUCUUACCUCUGGCAGAAGGUUAUUGAUUUUUUUAAAGCGAAAUCACUAAAAAUAUUCAAAUCAUUCGUUAUUUCAGAAUUUUACUUUCCAAGAUAUUGCCCCGUAGCUGUUUUGACAUCAUUUUAUAUUUCUUUCCGAACCAAUUUUAGGUUUCUUCGGCGUUAUUAAAAUUCCAACUCUGCCUCUCGUAGAAUCAUUGAGGCAUAUCUGGUCAGGAUAAUCCUAUCCUAAUGCAAGAGUUACAAUGCUGCCAAUUCCUUACUUCUUGUUAGUUAAAAAGUCAAAUCUUACUAAAGAGCAUGGCUCUAUUUCGUUAAAUACCUCUUUUUGCCUAAUUGGGACCUCUUUAUUUCUGAAUCAGUAUGCAUAUUGGAUGCUCCCGUAGUGCGAGUACCAGGUUAAGGUUAGGCCAUAAUUUUUUUCCGAUUUUCCUUAUUUUAGUUCUAUUACAAGUUCGGGGACUGUCUGUGUUAGCCAAGUGAAUAUACCCCCCGGCCCAUAGGCUUCAGUCGCUUUACACGACUUGAUGUAAAGUAGCCGAAUAAAAUUAGUUACCUCCAUAUUGGUACAUACACUCCUGGAGUGCCCUAUUUUUUAUGUAAACUUUUCUUGACUGCCAAGUAAAAAUCGUGUUCACUGCCCUGUAUCGAAUAUAAGUGGUGAAAAUAGAUCAAAAACUGCCGAUAAUUAUCAUAUGUGUUUAUUUUUAUUAUUUUCAUGUAUUUUUGAGUGUUAUCGUCAAUAGCAUUUACGGUGCUUCAGACAGAGACUGAACGUUUUCUAAAAUUUAAAUUCGCUCGUAGUAGGUCAGUGGCUCCACCCCUUUUUUUCAAGUAAGCCAAAUUUUCUGAAAAUUUUUUUUGUAAAAUCUCGCAACCCAAGAAUAUGCUCAAAUACUAGGCGGUAUGUAAUGCUUAUGUCUUAUAUGGUCACAAAAUUAACCGAGUAAUGUGAAAUAACCAUUUUCACAUUUAUUUAAGCAAAACAGCAGCUUUUUCGCUGUGAUACUCCGAAGUAUGUAAGCUCCCGAAGUAUGUGCACCAAGAUGGCGCAUAUACCUGAAACCUUACCCGGUAGUCGGUACACAUACAUGCUUGUAUGUUUCAGAUUGUGCGUCAUCUUGGUGCACAUACUUCUGGAGCACCCUUUCGACAUAAAAUUACCAGUAAGCUACACUUCAAUAGAAAAUAAAAGCAAUAACUUUUCCCAAGCGACCCAAGAAAACUUCCAGGCGACCCAAUUUUUGGUGGGAACCCCUGUAGUAGAGAUUGCCAGACUCUUUCAAGUCAACUGCCAAAUAGAAAACAAAUUCACUUUUUUUGUAUGUUUUUAUCAAAUGCUGCCUUUUUGCUAAAAAAAUUAUUGUCACUGUCGAUUUAUUGCCAUUUUGAGGUUGGAAUUAAAUAUUAUUAAUUACACCAACGAACCUUGCUAAUUUUCUUUACAUGUCUUUUUAUCUUGGUGGUGUUUUGCAUUAAAAACUUACUGAGUGAG